UAGAGAGAGAGAGAGAUCUAGAGAGAGAAAGAGAGAUUUUGGAAGAACAUUCUGUAAUGGAGAGACGAUUUAAUUAUUUACUGGUUAUUUCUCUGCUACUCGGAGUUUCGUUUUCUGCCGUCGCCGCCGGAUCGAAUGUUCCGGCGAUUUUCAUAUUCGGCGACUCAAUUUUCGACGCCGGAAACAACCACUACAUCAAAAACUGCACCGCCCAGGCGGAUUUCGCCCCUUACGGAUCCACCUUUUUUAAACGCCCCACCGGAAGAUUCACCAACGGCAGAACUGUAGCCGAUUUCAUCUCUCAAUUUUUGAGAAUCCCUCUGCAAAAACCGUACCUGGAAAUUGUGAACGGAGGUAGACAGAAUUAUCCGGCGAACGGCAUCAACUUCGCCAGCGCCGGCAGUGGGGUUCUACGUGCAACAAAUAACGAAACAGGAGUAACACCACUCCAAGUCCAGCUGCAACAAUUCAAAACCCUAGUUGACCAAAACCACAUCAACAAAAAAAUCCUCCAAAAAUCCCUCUUCCUUUUCGAAUCCGGCUCAAACGACAUAUUCAACUAUUUCUACCCGUUCGAUACCCCAACACUAACCCCCGACGCUUACGCACAAUCCAUGCUCAAAGAAGUCCAACUUUUCAUCGACACAAUCCACAAGCUUGGGGCCCGCAAGAUCGCAGUGUUCGCAUUAGGGCCCGUCGGCUGUGUACCGGCCCGCGCACUCUUGCCUGGUGCACCCGUCAAUAAAUGCUACGGCAAAAUGAAUAAGAUGGUGAAGUAUUACAAUACGGGGCUUGACAACUUGGUGAAGGGCUUGCCUGUUAGAUAUCCCGGCGCAGUCGGUGUUUUCGGAGGUGUUUAUAAGUUGGUUCAGAUUUUUCGCGACGACCCUAAACGAUAUGGAUUUGGAAAUGUGGAUAAUGCAUGCUGUGGAUUAGGAACACUUGGAGGACAAUUGCAAUGUGGGAAAGAAGGGUACACAGUGUGUAAAAACCCUAAUGAGUAUUUAUUUUGGGAUUUCUUUCACCCAUCUGAGCAUACAUACAAACUCAUAUCCAAGGCCUUGUGGGCGGGUGACACGACCCGGAUCCGACCCUUUAAUUUGAAGAAACUUGCCAAUAUUACCCUCCCUCGGUUUUAAAUAUCCGUUAUGUAUGUGUUCGGUUGAAUUUAUAUGUAUUGAGGUUUGUUUAUCGAAAAAAUAAAAUCGGACUUUUUGGUUUCGUCAGAUUUGUACGACUUGGUUACAUGUUGUGUAGCACGAAAACUCAAACCUCUUAACGUUUCUUUGUCUCGGACAUGUUUGUGUCCGACAC
This is a messenger RNA of Erythranthe guttata (spotted monkey flower), 1314 nucleotides long. RefSeq names its product GDSL-motif lipase/hydrolase 6 (gene GLIP6). Gene Ontology annotation, biological process: lipid metabolic process. The record is from RefSeq and is a predicted model, not a curated record. Lineage: Eukaryota; Viridiplantae; Streptophyta; Magnoliopsida; Lamiales; Phrymaceae. Gene Ontology annotation, molecular function: lipase activity.